UUUGUUCGCUCCCUAUAUAGUGCACUAUAUCAUGAACACUAUAUAGGGAAUAGUAGGUGAGUAAAUAUAGGGAACGAUUUCGAACACAGCUGUUUGUUACGCGGUAGAGGUGCCGUAAAGUGAUAGCCAUGACACAUGCGCAGUACGGAUCUGGUAGUGACCUUCUUAUGAUGGUUGAUGCUGGAUCUCACAUAGUGAAAGCCAGGAGUUUGUUUCAUAUUUCGGCUAUUACGACGUCUUUCGGGCGAAGGUUACAAUUAUAAUGGCUGGCAGUAGGCUCGAGAAGUUUGGAACAGUAUUCACACGAGUUCGAGAUCUGAUGCGCUCUGGGGUCAUCCAAGACACACCCACCUGGUAUGAGGUAUUCAAGGCUUUCCCACCCAAGAAAGACCCCGUCUAUGUGAAGCCACAGUAUGGCUUUUACAAGAAAGAUGAAUUUGUGGCUGAUAUUUUUUAUGAGGAGGACAAGAUAAGAGCGAAAUUCUACGAAAUGUAUGGGACUGGGCCCAGACUUCUUGACCUCUCCAAAUCAAAUUAUACCUCAGCAUGUCAAAGGUUUUUGGAAACGUAUUCAAGGCUUGAAAGUCUUGGAGAGUUAGACAUGUCUGCUCUGUUCGAAGAGACUGGCAAGAUACUUUUGGCAGAGGGCCUUGUGCUAAGGAGAAAAGGAGCACCUGUGGUGUCCUCUGAGUACAGAGAUCCCGUGCUGGAGUUAAAGUUGACAGACAUGCUGGCAGAACAGCAGUCGGGCAGUGCAGCUGAGAAACAGUAAUCGAAGGAACCCAUACAUGGACAUCUCCAUUCAUUGUUAUUCUUUUUUUUAUUACUGAUAAUUGUGAUCCAAGUAUUAUGAUGAAUGCUAGAUGAAGAUGGGCACUGUUUAAACUCAUUUGUGGUUCUCAAUGUACAGAAUUUCAACAAAAUCUGAGGACCAAGUGGCCAGGCAAGACAUUAUCUCAAUAUCGCUAUCUUACAAUGUCUGUUUUAAGGACAUGUAUACAAAUAAAGCAUUUUUUAUGGACAUUAUUGCAGUUGACUAAGCAUUUCAAUGGAUACUUAAAUUGUGAGCAGUACUUAUACAAGACCUUAUCCAUGUUUAAGUGAUUUUAUGCGUUCUCCAAAACGAAUGUUUUAUUGAAUCUAUCAAUGCAUUCUAGAAUCAUUGGUUUCUACUUAAAUGUAGAUUGUCAAAUAUAUAUGAUCUGAACAUAACAGCCAGCCAAGGAUAGCUCCUACAGCAUGGUUCAUUAAGAGGCAAAAAAACACAGGGAGCUAUCGCUCUUCUCCAUACGAUACUGCAACCAUGCCCAUUUAAUCCUGUACAAAUAUCUGAUGAGCGAAAUAAAGGCCUAGCUGUUAUAACCAGAA
Gadus morhua (Atlantic cod) is the source of this 1368-nucleotide messenger RNA. RefSeq names its product mitochondrial ribosomal protein S23 (gene mrps23). Bases 263 to 772 code for a protein of 169 amino acids. Gene Ontology annotation, molecular function: structural constituent of ribosome. Gene Ontology annotation, cellular component: ribosome; mitochondrion. Gene Ontology annotation, biological process: translation. NCBI's taxonomy places the organism in Eukaryota, Metazoa, Chordata, Actinopteri, Gadiformes, Gadidae. The record is from RefSeq and is a predicted model, not a curated record. The transcript has 5 exons.